GACAAAUUUCUCUCAGCAGUUCGAGGACGUUAUCGUACAUUUGUGUUUUAUUCAACAUCUGCCAUGCUACCAUGAUUCUGGAUGCUCUCUAAAAGAAUUCUCAUCGAUAAAGCAUUCUAUCUAGCAUUCUACCAGCAAUGAUGCUAGAUAAAAGGAAGGAGAGGCAAUACAGAAGGAAGAGAUAGAUACAAAAACUGGAUGAUAGAUCAAUGGGGAUCCGUCUGAUUUAUUAUUUCUUGAUAUUGUUAAUACAUGGUAGUUUUGAUCGCAUGUGGUAAAAUGUGUAUUCUUGAUGCGUAGAACAUGCAUAUGCAGUGUUGCAAAUGAUACUGUGGGAUUAAUAAAGUAAUAAACAAUUUUUUGUCGUUCGUAUAGUCGUGGUGCUAGAAGCAUUCAUAAGGACAAUAGUGGAGUUACAACUUUUUUACUUAGGAGGAUUAUUAUUGUGAGAAAGAAAGAGAGGAAGAGAGAGAGAGAGAGAGAGAAAGAGGGAGAGAGAGAGAGAGAGAGAGAGAGAGAGAGAGAGAGAGAGAGAGAGAGAGAGAGAGAGGAUAUAUUCAAGUUGCGGGAAGUCAGUUGAUUCUCUGUGAUACCUGCAUUUAUCUUCGGUGUUACGUCAAAGCAUUCUAAUGCAUUAUUAUGGCAACGCUUGCUAUCAAGCAAAUAGUUUGUUGACUGACAAGGUCUAGCACGGUUAUAAUAAAAAAUGGAGCAGAGAUCUAUGUCAGAUGUCAUAAAGAAGAUGCAGCCUUUGUUGAGGAAGUUUGAAGGUGAUGAAGAACUCGUUAUUCAUGAAGCCAAAGAUGAGGCGGGUUCCAAUUUGGGUGACAACUAUACCUCCGUUAUGAUCAGAACAAUAGUCAUCGGAAAAUAUGGAAACGGAACUCCUUAUAAAAAAAGUUUUAUGACGAAGAUACUUCCCCAUUUCCGUCCUGUUGCCCAAUUCAUCAAUACUGAGGCUUUAUACGUCACCGAAGGAUACAUGUACGAAAAGAUUCUUCCUAUUAUCGGUGAUUAUGGUCCACGCUGCAUUUACAUCGACAAAGACGAAAUUAUUAUGGAAGAUUUGCGCAAAGAAGGGUACAUUAAUUGCAAAAGACACGAUUAUCUUGAUUUGGAACAUACCUUGUUCACCAUUCAGAUUUUGGCGAAGUGGCACGCGAAGUCUUUGUCGAUAAAAUUGAAGGAUCCCGAAAAUUUCGAAAAAUUGGCAAGUCCAUUGAAGGAAAACUUUUUCCCGGUAGAUAAUAAUAUCGCCGUUGGUAAGACCGUUGAAGAGAGUCUGCUUAGUACGAUCGAUCAUUUGGAGUCAAUAAAGUUUCAGACGGCAGAGUUGAAAAAGGCGAUAGAGUAUGUGAGAUCACUCAGAAAUAAAUGCUAUGACAUGAUGGCAAAAUUGUUUUCCUUACCAAAAGAUAGAUAUUUUACUAUCUGUCAUGGGGAUACUUGGAUGAACAAUAUCCUUUAUAAACACGAUAAGAACGGUCAAGUGUAUGAUUUAAAAUUAGUUGAUUAUCAAAUAUCUCGGUAUUCAUCCGUUGCCAGUGACUUCCAUUAUUUCAUUUACUCGAGCGUAAGAUCUUGCAUUAUUGAAGAUAGUUAUGAUAAUUUGAUCGAACUUUAUCACCGUACAUUUGUGGAAAAGCUGAGAGAGUACGGCGUUUCCGAAGAAGAUCUUAAGAAUUUGACCAUGGAAUGGUUCAAAUCGGAAUUACAAAAAUUCAGUUUGUGUGGAUUGCUCAGUGGAUUCUUUUUUGUUCACAUAGUACUCGCUGACGAGAAUAGCGUUAUAGAUAUGGAUAAAAUAACCGUCAACGAUAUAGAAAACAUGCAAUUUUUUAAUGCGGAAAUAAGUCCAAUCAAAGCCGAGAGAUUUAAAUUCAUAACUUUGCAUUAUCUUCGAAUGUAUAACCAGUAGAUGGAAUUUUUAUGAAAUAGACAUAUGAAACAGCAUAUUGCGUAUCAUAGAUAUAGACCAUGCGUGACUAAGUUUUAUACUUUUUAAUCUUGCCAAUUAAAUUUUAUUUGAAAAGAA
Molecule: messenger RNA, 2035 nt
Organism: Vespa crabro (European hornet)
Lineage: Eukaryota; Metazoa; Arthropoda; Insecta; Hymenoptera; Vespidae
Exons: 5
Coding region: 707-1918 (403 amino acids)
Source: RefSeq, a predicted model, not a curated record